AUGACUCAUCGUUCAUUGUCUUCAUCCAUUCCAUCCUCAGCUCCCGGUCCAACUCAUGAACCAGCACGACAUCUGUCGCGAUUAACUGAUAAGCCAAUCGCAUCAUCGUCAUCGUCCGAUCAAAAUCAAUAUCUGUUGAUCAAUAAUCAAACGAAAAAAACACAUAAUAACACAAUUGUUCCACCACCACCACCACCAUUAACAACGUGUAAUCAAAUUUCAUCGACACCACGACGACCAUUAGAUGAAAGUAACUCUCCUGAAUUUCAAUUACAAAAUCGAUCCAAAAAAUCUCGUUCACAUGAACCAACACCAAAAAAUUUUAAUUCAAAUAAUAAAACAACAACAACACCAUCAUCAUCAUCAUUAGCAAUUGAUCGUCAAUUUUGUUUUUCUUCAGCUCAAUUAAAAUAUGCAAUAUCUAAUAAAUUACCAUGCUUUUUUUAA
Molecule: messenger RNA, 447 nt
Organism: Rotaria sp. Silwood1
Lineage: Eukaryota; Metazoa; Rotifera; Eurotatoria; Philodinida; Philodinidae
Source: the annotation of a GenBank genome assembly